Molecule: messenger RNA, 246 nt
Organism: Acanthoscelides obtectus
Lineage: Eukaryota; Metazoa; Arthropoda; Insecta; Coleoptera; Chrysomelidae
Source: the annotation of a GenBank genome assembly
GAUGUCUUUUAGGUUUUGCAUAUGGAAAUAAAACAUCACGGUAGGUAGUUUUAAAUGACUUUAUUGCUUUUCGAAUAUUAUAUACGAAGAUCUGCAUGCGCUCCAAUUUUCGAAGCACUUAUUCCACUCGUUUGCUGGCAAAACGACAUUUUUGAAUGCGUCAACUGCUCCUUCUGGUGACUGGAACCUUUGACCACGCAGUCUGUUUUUAAUUUUCGGGAAAGUAAAGAAAUCGUUAGUACUUAG